Molecule: messenger RNA, 1435 nt
Organism: Schistosoma intercalatum
Lineage: Eukaryota; Metazoa; Platyhelminthes; Trematoda; Strigeidida; Schistosomatidae
Source: the annotation of a GenBank genome assembly
AUUUGGAUAAAUUCUCGCUUAGUUUCUGGAUUCUCGUUAUCUAUUAUGUUCUUGUUGGCACUUUCUUAACAAUGAGAAUAUUAGAUAAUAGAUAAUCUUUUUCAUCACCAUUUUUUAUGAAUAUUCCCAGUACUUCCUUUAUUCUACUAUUGAAAAUCAAAGCAGUAAUUUCAAUCGCAUGUAGACACUUUUGUUCAACCUCAUGUACGUUCAACAAUGCGGAUGUGGUUUUGAUUUCACAGCACAAGUCUUGUGGUAUCAUCACUCUUAACCGCCCAAAAGUUCACAACUCCCUGAAUCUUGAAAUGUUAGGAAUUAUUCAUUCCAAAUUAAAAGACUGGAAUCACGAUCCAUCGGUCUCACUUGUUGUUAUAGAAGGUUCUGGUGAGAAGGCAUUCUGCGCUGGUGGUGAUGUACGUUUUAUUGCAUCUGCUGUCCAAAAAGGAAGUAUUGCUGCUCAAGAAUUCUUUCGUAAAGAGUAUCAAUUAAAUCAUCUUAUUGGGGUAAUGACCAAACCAUAUAUUGCUAUUUUGAAUGGAAUCACAAUGGGUGGUGGUGCAGGAAUAUCAGUACAUGGAAGAUAUCGUAUAGCUACGGAAAAAACAGUUUUUGCUAUGCCUGAAACAAUGAUUGGUUUUUUUCCUGAUGUUGGUGGUGGCUAUUUCCUACCACGACUUCCUCAUCCAGGACUUGGUUUAUUUUUAGCACUAACUGGAUAUAAGUUAUCUAGUAUGAAUACUGUAUGGGCCGGUAUUGCUACACAUUUUAUUCAUUCUAAAGAUUUAUCAAACUUCAAAAAUGCACUAAUGAAUCUUGAAUUAAAGUCUACAUGUAGUUCAGAUGAUAAACCAGAAUUUGAUUAUGCUAUUGACAAAGUAAUAAAUCAAUUUAGUAGUGAUGUGCCUAGUUAUUACCACUCUUCAGUAUCCAAUGAUCUUCUAUAUAUUUUAGACGAUUUGUCAAAAAUAUUUUGCUUUUAUAAGAAUAAUGAUGAUGGCGGUGAUCAUGAGAUUCCAGUCACUAUAGAAGAUAUCCUUAUAAAAUUAUCUAAAUGUUAUCAGAAUAUAGAAAAUCAUGAGAAAGUCAUUCAUUGGGCUAAACAAACUUACGACAAAUUAUUGAGUUGUUCACCUACUUCAUUAAAAGUCACUUUACAUCAAUUACAGAUUGGUUCUAAAUUAUCGUUUAGUGAUGAAUUUAAAAUGGAAUAUCGCCUAUCACAGAAAAUGACUAAAAAUCCUGAUUUCUAUGAAGGUGUUCGUGCUUGUCUUAUUGAUAAAGAUAACACACCAAAAUGGAAUCCAAAUAAUCUUACCUCAGUAGAUAUGAAUCAAAUUCAAUCAUAUUUCAAUCACCUACCGGAAAAUGAUGAAUGGAGACCUGAAUAGUUUCUUCUAAUCUAUUCUGCAUUGUUGCUAUAACGGUUAUCUUUUUU